Messenger RNA from Cherax quadricarinatus, 4714 nucleotides. RefSeq lists its product as uncharacterized. The record is from RefSeq and is a predicted model, not a curated record. NCBI's taxonomy places the organism in Eukaryota, Metazoa, Arthropoda, Malacostraca, Decapoda, Parastacidae.
CCUUCACUGCAUGAUGUGAGUGUUGUGUUGCUGGAGUUCCUUCACUGCGUGUCGUGAGUGUUGUGUUGCUGGAGUUCCUUCACUCUGUGUCAUGUAUGUUGUGUUGCUGGAGUUCCUUCACUGCAUGAUGUGAGUGUUGUGUUGCUGGAGUUCCUUCACUGCGUGUCGUGAGUGUUGUGUUGCUGGAGUUCCUUCACUCUGUGUCAUGUAUGUUGUGUUGCUGGAGUUCCUUCACUGCGUGACGUGAGUGUUGUGUUGCUGGAGUUCCUUCACCCUGUGUCAUGUAUGUUGUGUUGCUGGAGUUCCUUCACUGCGUGACGUGAAUGUUGUGUUGCUGGAGUUCCUUCACUCUGUGUUAUGUAUGUUGUGUUGCUGGAGUUCCUUCACUAUGUCAUGUGUGUUGUGUUGCUGGAGUUCCUUCACCGUGUCAUGUAUGUUGUGUUGCUGGAGUUCCUUCACUGCGUGACGUGAAUGUUGUGUUGCUGGAGUUCCUUCACUCUGUGUUAUGUAUGUUGUGUUGCUGGAGUUCCUUCACUAUGUCAUGUGUGUUGUGUUGCUGGAGUUCCUUCACUGUGUGACGUGAGUGUUGUGUUGCUGCAGUUCCUUCACCGUGGGUCAUGUGCACUGUUACUGGAGUGCUCAGUUCCAUCACCGUGGGUCAUGUGCACUGUUACUGGAGUGCUCAGUUCCUUCACCGUGGGUCAUGUGCACUGUUACUGGAGUGCUGGAGUUCCUUCACCGUGGGUCAUGUGCACUGUUACUGGAGUGCUCAGUUCCUUCACCGUGGGUCAUGUGCACUGUUACUGGAGUGCUCAGUUCCUUCACCGUGGGUCGUGUGCACUGUUACUGGAGUGCUCAGUUCCUUCACCGUGGGUCAUGUGCACUGUUACUGGAGUGCUGGAGUUCCUUCACCGUGGGUCAUGUGCACUGUUAGUUGAGUGCUGGAGUUCCUUCACCAUGGGUCAUGUGCACUGUUACUGGAGUGCUGGAGUUUCUUCACCAUGGGUCGUGUGCACUGUUACUGGAGUGCUCAGUUCCUUCACCGUGGGUCAUGUGCACUGUUACUGGAGUGCUGGAAUUCCUUCACCAUGGGUCGUGUGCACUGUUACUGGAGUGCUCAGUUCCUUCACCGUGGGUCAUGUGCACUGUUACUGGAGUGCUGGAGUUCCUUCACCGUGGCUCAUGUGCACUGUUACUGGAGUGCUCAGUUCCAUCACCGUGGGUCAUAUGCACUGUUACUGGAGUGCUGGAAUUCCUUCACCAUGGGUCGUGUGCACUGUUACUGGAGUGCUCAGUUCCUUCACCGUGGGUCAUGUGCACUGUUACUGGAGUGCUGGAGUUUCUUCACCAUGGGUCGUGUGCACUGUUACUGGAGUGCUGGAAUUCCUUCACCGUGGGUCGUGUGCACUGUUACUGGAGUGCUCAGUUCCUUCACCGUGGGUCAUGUGCACUGUUACUGGAGUGCUGGAGUUUCUUCACCAUGGGUCGUGUGCACUGUUACUGGAGUGCUGGAGUUUCUUCACCAUGGGUCGUGUGCACUGUUACUGGAGUGCUCAGUUCCUUCACCGUGGGUCAUGUGCACUGUUACUGGAGUGCUGGAGUUUCUUCACCAUGGGUCGUGUGCACUGUUACUGGAGUGCUCAGUUCCUUCACCGUGGGUCAUGUGCACUGUUACUGGAGUGCUGGAGUUCCUUCACCGUGGGUCAUGUGCACUGUUAGUUGAGUGCUGGAGUUCCUUCACCGUGGGUCAUGUGCACUGUUACUGGAGUGCUGGAGUUUCUUCACCAUGGGUCGUGUGCACUGUUACUGGAGUGCUCAGUUCCUUCACCGUGGGUCAUGUGCACUGUUACUGGGGUUCCUUCACCGUUGGUCAUGUGCACUGUUACCAAAGUUCCUUCACCGUGGGUCGUGUGCACUGUUAUGGGAGUGCUGGAGUUCCUUCACCGUGGGUCGUGUGCACUGUUACUGGAGUACUCAAUUUCUUCACCGUGGGCCAUGUGCACUGUCAUGGAAGUGCUGGAGUUCCUUCACUGUGGGUCGUGUGCACUGUAACUGGAGUACUGGAGUUACUUCACCAUUGGUCAUGUGCACUGUAACCGGAGUUCCUUCACUGUGGGUCAUGUGCACUGUUACUGGAUUCGUUCACCAUGGGUCAUGUGCACUGUCACUGGAGUGCUGGAGUUCCUUCACCGUGGGCCAUGUGCACUGUAACUGGAGUGCUCAAUUCCUUCACCGUGGGUCAUGUGCACUGUUAUGGAAGUGCAGGAGUUCUUUCACUGUGGGUCAUGUGCACUGUUACUGGAGUACUGGAGUUCCUUCACCAUUGGUCAUGUGCACUGUAACCGGAGUUCCUUCACUGUGGGUUGUGUGCAGUGUUACCAGAGUUCCUUCACCGUUGGUCAUGUGCACUGUAACUGGAGUUCCUUCACUGUGAAUUGUGUGCACUGUUACUGGAGUUCCUUCACCGUUGGUCAUGUGCACUGUUACCAGAGUUCGUACACAGUGAUUCAUGUGCACUGUUAUGGGAGUGCUGGAAUUCUUUCACCGUUAGUCAUGUGCACUGUUACUGGAGUUCCUUUACAGUGGGUCAUGUGCACUGUUACUGGAGUGCUGGAGUUCCUUCACCGUUGGCCAUGUGCACUCUUACCGGAGUUUGUUCACCGUUGGUCACAAAGACUACCAUGGGAUACUGAGAAGUUAUAUACAAAGCAUUUUAGCUUUUUCUGUUAAAAACAAAUCAGAAGAGAUGGUUGAUCAUUUUUUUUAUUAUAUUGGAAAACCAGCGCCAACACUGUAUGGGUUCUAGAGCGCAGUGCAGUAAUGACAGAAGCAAAGCAGCCUGGGGUUCCAUGAACCAUGCUAGAGGUAACUACGUGUCUGCAUAACAUCCGUGUAACUACUAUAUAUGACUUGAAUUAUUUGUCCCCACCUCUCAUCUGCGUGCCCAUUACUUCCUCUAGCGUCCAUUAUUCUGCCUGUUGGUGUAGUUACUAUUACAUUCAUGGGGGAGCGCUAAACCUGUAGGGGUCAUACAGCGCCUGGAGGAAUGAGAGGCAUUCAGUCUAUUGUAAGGAAGCACAGAUCCAUUUCCUUAGAUCAGGAGCCCUUCACCGGCAUCAAGGAGCCUCCCUGGAGGAGCCUGCCCACCUACUGGCAACUAUUAUGGACCUCGCUUAACGAGGAAGACUUCCACUGUUUUGAUGAUCAUUUAUUUGCUCUGUCAUCCGGCUAGACAUACAGGCUGUAUUCUCACGGUCCCCUAUACAUGGAGUGCCCAGCUGUUAAAAUGGAUACCUUUAAGUACUCCAGGGCUGACAUCUGUAUGCCCGUUAUGGGGUCAUACAGUCUGCCAGCAGUGUUGAUUUUUCACUGGCCCACCAACCACUUAAGCAUCCCUUAUCUAUUUUUUUAAAGUUUCGUUUUCUCGGAAUUAACCUGGGUCUACACUUACCACCUCACAGUCUCUGGUGGCAUCUACUUCUCGGUCAGUGGUUGUGUUUCCUUGCAUUUUUCCUGAUGGGAGACCUGCCAGCACAGCUAACCACUUAUUCAUCCAGCAGCUCUAAGCAUUACCAAGGAUGUUACCACUGGCUCCCUGCUGGCAACUUUUUAUAAAUUACUGCCUGUCCAAGAAUCUGGGGAUGUAUUUCAGUCGGAAUGCCUAUUCAAACUGCUGCCGAACAGCUUUUGUGCCCUCCCUGCAAGUUUCGUUGGCCCAUUUCCUUAAAAUUUGACCUCUACCCAAUUUGGCUAUCCUUUCAUAUAACUUCAAUGUGCACUGUUAUGUCGACGCAUUACGUUCCCAAGAUUCCGCCUUUGAUGGAAUCUUGCCCUUAUUGGUAUUUACUUGAUGGAAUCUUGGGAGCGUAAUGUCCUUAUUGGUAUUUACUUGAACAGGCCUUCACAUGCCUAGAUUGACUAUCCUGUGUAUCACGUGUCUAUCCCUAGUCUUCAACAACACGGGAAGCGUGAUAGCAUUCGGAGAGUUCUAUUGGAUUCACCUUCUCCUUUCCUUUCUUCCACGGUGCCUCUUCGUUUUUGUGGCUUAUCUAUGAUGAUGCCUCUCAGUCUUCCACAAGUGUGAACUUCACCAGGUGUUUUGGCCCCCAUAUACUAUGCAGGGAUCUUCCAGAUGUAAACCUCUUCUCCACUAGGAAAAAUCGUAGUAGUUACCUAGCAAUGUAAUGAUAUCUUGGGUAAUGCCUUCAUACCAAGCUAUAAAAUGGGAUUUUUUCUAACUAAAUCACUUUUUUCAGUAAAUUACAAGUUUUAUAAUUUACAGUAAUACAUAGUAUUCGUAGUACUAUAAUCACAAAUUGAAUUUAAAGCAUAGAUAGCUUCUCAGUCUGUUCUGGACCUUCAACUUGAAAGAUAAUGGUCAAGACUGGAACCAAGUGUUUGAGUUUCAUCCCCAGUUUGUGGGUUGUGAAUUGCUCCAGCCAUGGUAUUGUGACUUAUUCUUUAAACUGUUGUUUCCAUAGAAAAAAUUCUGUUAUACUGCUUUAUUUUCAAGAUUCUGAAGCCAGAGUGUUUCGCCGGAGGCGGUCAGUAACCUCUGAGGGUGACACCAGCCUAACACCCCGCAAGAAGCGUCAAGCUGUACAUGUAUAUCUGCCACCUACACAUGUAUCUGAAGAGAGACUACCCUGGCUGGAUUUAACACCUAUACAAACCUAUUUUCUCCGCAAUGCACAGGUAUUGUUAUUCAAGAUUU